AUGAACUCUGGGAACGAUAGUUGGCACUCCUCUGCCGGUGGGCCACCGUCGCACCCUAGCAUGGAUCAGAUGAAUCAACAGCCUCGACCCUUGGGGUCAUUUGGUCAAAACCCUCCUCAGCAAGGUCCGGCGUCGCAGUCCUCCGGCCCCGUCCUUCCUCCUCCUGCCGGACCCUACCAUCCCGCUAGCCAAUCCGGCGGCCACUCCCUCCCAGGCCUAGCAGAGCUGAGCCAGACUCAUGGCGCUCCGCACCAGCCUUCAUAUGGACAACACGGCCCCGGUCCGUCUCAUGGAUCGGGCCACUCUCUGCCUGGUAUUGGACAGGCAAUGCAACAUGCGUCUCCGCAGUCUCUGAACCGCGAACACGAGCGGGACUCCCGAGAGCGGGACCUGAUUGAGCGCCAGCGCCAGGAAGAGAUGGCCCACCGAGAGCGCGAACAGCGCGAGCGCGAGCAGAUGGAACGCCAGCAGAUGGAGCGCCAACGCGAACACCACCCUGUCCAGAGCCACCCGGGCUCAAUUCCCCUCCACCAGCCUGUGGCCUCCAAGGUUCAGAACUCCAUUCACGGUCCCAAUGGCCUCCUCUCGAACCUCGGAGCCAACCCAAACAAUGCCCCCCAGGGUAAUGUACAGUCUUCCGGGGGCCCCGCGAGUCUGUUUGGCCCGCAGAUGCCGCACGGUGAAGGCACCCCUCGUUCAUACAUGCAGCACCCCGGUGGACCCCCCAUGAUGGGAGGAUACAGUGGAGCGGGACAGCAGAUCCCUGGAAAUGUUGCGGCCCUCGCACAAGGCCAGCAGCCUAUUUUGAAUGCAAGUCUUCAUGACUCCCAAGGAUUCGACCCCCUCAGCCUCCAGAUUCUAACGCCUUUCGUCAUACAGGAUGCCCUCAGCUAUCUGGAUCAAGUCAAGGUUCGAUUUGUGGACCAGCCCGAUGUUUACAACCGGUUCUUGGAUAUAAUGAAGGACUUCAAGAGCCAAGCAAUUGAUACCCCCGGUGUGAUCCAACGAGUUUCGACCCUUUUCAAUGGCCACCCGGCUCUGAUCCAGGGAUUCAAUACCUUCCUUCCUCCGGGUUAUCGUAUCGAGUGCGGUACUGAAGACAACCCCGAUGCGAUUCGUGUGACCACCCCCUCGGGCACAAAUACCCUGAGUAUGCCUCGCGCAGGACGUCCAUUGGAGAAUAUCAACGAUCAGGUCGCCUCCAGUAGUCUAGGCCCGCCUGGUCGUCCUGAUUACUAUGAUCAGUCCCGCCCCGGUUGGCAACAGACGCAACAACAGCAGGCGCAGCAGGGCGUGCCUGGAUCGUACUCUCCAGGUUCCAGAAUGAUGGGUCCAGGUAUGUACCAAGAUGGCCAAGGUCCUGCGCAUGACCAUCACUAUGGUUAUCAAAGCCAGGAGGCCCAAGGAGCUGCGGCCCUCUCCCACCAGCAGGAUCACCGUGGAGUCGCACAGUUGCAAGGUGCAGCUUCGGCUGCUUCUGGAAUGGGAAGACCUGGUAUGAUGCAAGUUUCAGGCGCCGGACCCAAUGCCAGUCUUACCCAGCCCAUGAACAGCCUGGCUGGUGUUGGUGGUAUGCUUCAGGGCGGCCACGCUGAUCUCAACAAGCGUGGGCCCGUGGAGUUUAACCACGCCAUCAGCUAUGUGAACAAGAUAAAGAACCGCUUCUCACAAGCUCCAGAGAUUUACAAGCAAUUUUUGGAAAUACUGCAGACAUAUCAGCGGGAGUCAAAACCGAUCCAAGAUGUGUAUGCGCAGGUCACUCAGCUGUUUAACACUGCUCCCGAUUUGCUGGAGGACUUCAAGCAGUUUUUGCCGGAGUCUGCAGCUCAUGCUAAGCAGCAGGCUGCUGCUCGUCUUGCCGAGGAGUCUAUUCCUAUCAGUAAUAUGCGUGGGGACUCUAUGGGGCUUCCUUCUCAAUCCUCCAACCGUGAUAUGAAGAAUAUGCCACCGCUUGGCAACUUCAACGUCAAGGAUUCUGGCAAGGAAAACAAAAAGCGAAGAGGAGCAGGCCCGGGUGUUGCUGGAUCUUCAGUGUCGGGACCUUCUGGUAUUGAUAGUGCCAGAAUGCCUGAAUCUCAAGUGCGUGGCCAGCCAGCACAGUUUGGCAAUGCAAACAAGAGAGCCAAGUACUUCCACGGAAAGCCUUCCGGUGCUGACAUCCCGAACGUGUCUCCUACUCUCAUCCCCGCAUUGCCAGAGCCUAUUCCUCCAUCUGUCUUGACAACGCCGAGCCAGGAAGAGAUUGCGUUCUUUGAUCGUGUCAAGAAGUUCAUUGCGAACAAGCAGAUCUUCAGUGACUUCUUGAAGCUGUGUAAUCUGUACACAAACGAUCUUAUUGAUCGUUUCGUUCUUGUCAAGCGCGCGGAAGGUUUUAUUGGAUCCAACGCAGAGCUGAUGAGCUGGUUUAAGCGCUUCAUGAAUGUCGAAGAACCUGAAGACAAGACCAUCGACCCCAAGCCCCAGACAGAGCUUGGAAUUGUUAACCUCGCACACUGUCGAUCUUUGGGCCCCAGCUAUCGCCUAUUGCCCAAGCGAGAGCGCCAGAAGGCAUGCAGUGGCCGUGAUCAGCUUUGUUUCGAGGUGUUGAACGACGAGUGGGCUUCACACCCCACCUGGGCGUCUGAAGAUUCUGGCUUCGUUGCUCACCGAAAGAAUCAGUUUGAAGAUGCUCUGCAUCGUAUUGAAGAAGACCGUCACGAUUAUGAUCACCACAUCGAGGCUUGCACCCGUACUAUCCAGCUCAUUGAACCUAUCUGCCAGCAAUUCCUGCACAUGUCCGAGAGUGAACGUGCCAACUUCAAGUUGCCUCCUGGCCUUGGUGGUCAGAGUGAGGCUAUCUAUCAGCGCGUCAUCAAGAAGGUAUACGACCGCCAGCGUGGUGAGAAGAUCAUUCGGGACAUGUUUGAGCGGCCCUGUCAAGUCUUGCCCAUUGUUCUGUACCGCUUGAAGCAGAAGCUCGAGGAAUGGAAGGCGUGUCAGCGCGAGUGGGAUAAGGUCUGGCGCGAGCAGAUGCAGCGAGCAUACUGGCGUAGUCUUGAUCACCAGGCCAUUGCUACUCGACAGACUGAUAAGAAGCUGUUUAUUGCGAAGAACAUCCAGCAGGACUUGCAAGGGAAGUUCGAAGAAGCCCAGAACCGUCGCAAGAGUGGCUUGAAGGCGCCCAAGGUACAAGCUGAUUUCAAGAUGGAGGAUAUGGAUGUGCUCUUGGAUACUACGCACCUGCUCUGCAUGUACAUUGACCGGAGCACUUCGGGCUUUGGUGCCGAGCCCCAGCGUCUGAUCAACUUUGUCAAAGACUUCAUUCCCAUCUUCUUUGGGCUGGACCGCGAAACCUUCCAUGACUACAUGGAUGAGCUCAUGCUUGCUGCUACUCCCCCCGAGGAGCUGGAGGACAAUUUCGGCACAGAGGAGGAGUCUGCUGCAAGUCGCAAGGCACCUAACACGCAGAAGCUGGAUCUCUUGCGUGAGGUUCUGGAGCGUCGUGUGGAGAAGGUUAGCCAGGAGAAGUCGAACGGGGUUGCUGAACACCCACAGGAGCAGCAACAGCCAACACCUGAGAUUGGUCGGGCUCUUUCUUCAGCUGUGUCUGAGGCCGAAGAGGCCUUUGACGUGGCUGAGUUGAAGUGGAUGGAGCACCCCGGUCAAGGGAACUUCAAUGUUGAACAUGAGUACACCCUAAACGAAAAGUACAAGAAGACUGAGCACCACAUGUACUGCAACCUGAACAUUCUCUGCUUCUUGCGUACAUUCGAGAUACUCUACGAGCGUCUGCUCCGCAUCAAGAAUCAGGAAGAGAGCGCUCACGAGCAAGUCCGUCGGGGCCUUCUGCCCAAGCCCGCCCACGAGCUCUGUCUCAUUGAUCGCUUCCCCAGCGAUUUCUUCUAUGAUGUCGAUCCCAAGGCCAACCUUUACAAGCAAAUUGUGCGCAUGUGCGAGGAGGUUAUUCGGGGUGAUAUUGACCAGAUUCACCUUGAGGAGACUCUCCGUCGCUUCUACAUGCAAGGUGGAUAUCUCUUAUACAACUUGGAGAGAAUCUUCUCGUCCAUUACCAAGUUCGUCGCCUCCAUCUUUACUGGAGACUCGCGCGAUCGGAGCUCGGAUAUUGCAAACCUGUUCUUCAAGGAGCGCGAAAAGGAAGAGACAACCCACCACCAAGAGAUCCAAUAUCGCAAGCAGGUUGAGAGACUGGUCAAGGAGGGUGAUAUUUACCGUAUUACCUAUAUCCCCUCCGAACGCCGCAUCACCAUCCAAGUAAUGACCACGGAAGAUGCCACCCUCGAAAACGAGGAGCUGACCCCCGAAGCCCGCUGGUCUUACUAUGUAACAGCCUACUCGAUGCGCGACCCCACGGAAGGCGUCCACUUCUCUGAGAUGCGCAUGCCAUUCCUGAAGCGCAACCUUCCUGGCAAGCUCGACGAGGACGAAGAAUACGACCGCUACUACCGCCGUCUCCAACAUCAUGACGGCCUCCUCAUCCGCAUCUGCGCAAAUAACUACACAAUCCUUUACCAACCCGCUAGCCACGACUGGUUCUGGCGUCCUACCGCUCCCGCGCCCAAGGACGACGCCGACGCCAAGGCAUUGGAGGAAGACCGGGCCAGGGAGAAAACCGCUCUCAAAGAAAAGCGUCAUGACCGCUUCGUUGAAAAAUUCGUCAAUAACCCUAACUGGGCCCGUGGUCUGAGCAAGGACAAGGUCGAUGAGUCGAACCAGCGCUUCCGCUCCUGGAUGAACGGGACACUGGAGAAUGGAGAUGAGAAAAAGGUCUCCCCUCCUGCUGAGGAGGUCAGUGCCGCUCCUGUCUCAGAGAAGGCGCCCACUGAGCCCGAGCCUGAACCUGAGACCGAAAAGGCCGAGCCCGAGCCCACAGCCGAAAAGGCUGAUAUCGAGAUGGCAGAUGUUGAGCCAGCGGUGUAA
Molecule: messenger RNA, 4917 nt
Organism: Penicillium odoratum
Lineage: Eukaryota; Fungi; Ascomycota; Eurotiomycetes; Eurotiales; Aspergillaceae
Product: transcriptional regulator SIN3
Exons: 6
Coding region: 1-4917 (1638 amino acids)
Biological process (GO): negative regulation of transcription by RNA polymerase II
Cellular component (GO): chromatin; Sin3-type complex
Molecular function (GO): transcription corepressor activity
Source: RefSeq, a predicted model, not a curated record